Messenger RNA from Nerophis ophidion (straightnose pipefish), 492 nucleotides. It is a transcript of the gene atp5pf, whose product is annotated as ATP synthase peripheral stalk subunit F6. Gene Ontology annotation, biological process: proton motive force-driven ATP synthesis. The record is from RefSeq and is a predicted model, not a curated record. Gene Ontology annotation, molecular function: proton transmembrane transporter activity. NCBI's taxonomy places the organism in Eukaryota, Metazoa, Chordata, Actinopteri, Syngnathiformes, Syngnathidae. The coding region runs from base 105 to 428 and encodes 107 amino acids. The transcript is spliced from 4 exons.
ACACCGCGGUGACGCUCACCACCCCGUCCUCCCCACUACUGAUUACCCACAACACACCGCGGCCGUCCACACUAGCUUGUUGUCUCUCAAGUGUCACAUCCAAGAUGGCGGUCAACCUCUUCCAGCAGUUGUCCUUUAGGCUGCGUUCAGCCUUCAACCUGACCCUGCGCAGGAAUAUUGGCAUGUCUGCGGUCUUGUUCAACAAGGCCAAGGAGCUGGACCCUGUGCAGAAACUGUUCCUGGACAAGAUUCGUGACUACAACACCAAGAGCAAGGCUUCUGGCGGCAUUGUGGAUGCAGGUCCUUCUUAUCAGAAGAACAUGGUCGAGGAAGUAUCCAAACUAGAGAGGCUAUACGGUGGAGGAGACCUCACAAAAUUUCCUGAAUUUAAAUUCCAAGACCCCAAGUUUGCUGAAGUGACCAAGUGAAUGCUGUUAACCUGGUUCUACAUGUACCCGGCGUGUUAUAUUUAAUAAAAAAAAUAGAUUUAAA